AUAUUUGAACUGAAAUUAACUGCGAAUUAAGUAGGCAGUAAUUAAUACAAACUUCUAGAGUCAACAAUUUGUGAAUAUGAGUGGGAGAAGUGUUGUUUUACUAUUAGUGAUUUUCUUAUUGAGACAAGAAUCAGCCAGGAGCAUACGUAUAACAGAUCUGACAGUACCAAGCCACGUCGUCGAGGGGGGCUCAGUUCUGUUAGAGUGCCACAAUGACCUGGAGGGCGAGAUGCUGUACUCCAUCAAGUGGUACAAGGAUAACAGAGAGUUCUACCGCUAUGUGCCCAGCAACGUGAACCCCUUCAGCUAUUUCAGGUUACCUGGGGUUAAUGUUGAUGAGAAAGAUUCAUCAAGUAACGUAGUGAAGCUGGUUAACUUGUCUCCCGAGACGGCGGGGCGGUACAGAUGUGAGGUUUCCGGCGAGGGUCCCUACUUCGUAACUGUUUCCGAUGAGAAGAAUAUCACCGUGCAUUUAUUACCAUAUAAGCAUCCCCAAGUGACAGGAUUUCGAGACGAGUAUAAGGUCGGAGAUAUUGUGGCUGUUAACUGCUCAUCAUCCAUGUCCAGACCCCAUACUCAGCUCAAGUGGUUGAUCAAUGACCAGCCUGUUCUGAGGAGGUACAUAACGGGACCGUGGUACAGAAUCUCAAGGGAGAGGCCUGAUGCUAAGGAAACUAUAUUACAGCUGCGGUUCAUCAUUACAAAUGAACAUUUCAGAGAUGGCAUUUUACUACUGAAGUGUCAAGCAUCGAUAGCACCUUUAUACCAAGAAGAAGUGGUUCAUCAUAUUGUUCGUGCUGAAGAUGAUGUAACAGAUUCCAAACCAGUGCAAGUAGUUGAAGAGGAACUUGAUGAAGUAUUUGGGCAUGAGCGAGCAUUUUUGGAGCCUGUUGGUGAAAUUCCAAUGGCGGAACCACAAAAUGACCAUGGUAAUAUUUUGCAUAAAUCACUUGCAGCUGGGAUUUCGUUUAUUCUAAUCCAAGUUUUUCUUUAAUAUUAUAAGUAUCGAAUAAUUCUGUAAGUAUUUCAAUUUAAAAGAAUUGCCUCGAUAAAUAGCAAAUACAUCGAAAAAGACAACAUCAGUGAAAUCAAAUUUCAAGAUUAAAUACUGUGUUGAUGAGGAACUGAUUUUAAUUCAUUUCACGCAUUUAGUGCAUUUUAUAUAUAGCUGUUAGGUGUUUCUGCACAAUUUUAUCAUGAAAUUAAAAUCGCGGUACUCGAAUACCUUCUACUAAGUAUGACAAUUUUGAGUACUGAUGCUUUAUUGUUUGUGAUAUAAGUAUUCCAAUGAAGAAAUUUAAGAUUUAAUUUUAAUUAAUCCAAGUUUCAUUAAAGGUUUUUAAAUAAAACAUUUCGUAUAUA
Molecule: messenger RNA, 1362 nt
Organism: Leptidea sinapis
Lineage: Eukaryota; Metazoa; Arthropoda; Insecta; Lepidoptera; Pieridae
Exons: 7
Coding region: 77-994 (305 amino acids)
Source: RefSeq, a predicted model, not a curated record